Molecule: messenger RNA, 2195 nt
Organism: Paramacrobiotus metropolitanus
Lineage: Eukaryota; Metazoa; Tardigrada; Eutardigrada; Parachela; Macrobiotidae
Exons: 5
Coding region: 132-1934 (600 amino acids)
Source: RefSeq, a predicted model, not a curated record
AUCGAUCCAGUUGAAGGGUUCUUUACUUCUUACUGUACCACAUAUGGUAUCAAAUGCCCACAUUGUAAUCGUGUUUUCGACGCCACUGCUCUGUUUAUCUGGAUUAUUACAGCGUUUAGUUAACUUCUACAAUGGCAAUUCGAACAACAGUGGGAAAGUUGCUCGACCGCAAUCGGGUGUGGGCUUACCAGGAGAUCAUGGCAGAAGCCCUGGUUGUACUGUGGUUUGCCCUGCAUAUCGCGGUAAAGUUCGGCACGCGGUUCUUUCCGGAAUGGAGUAAUACCCGUGUCGAUCCUGAUUUCCGGACUGGAUUGGACAUCGUUCUACGUUGGUUCGGAUAUAAAAUGAAUGGAUGCGCGUGGGACCAUGUCGUGGCACCAUGGAUGGCGCGUAGCAUAUACACCUUUAACGGCAGUGAUAUUGUGCCAACCACAGCGGCCAGCGAUAUUCGCGGUCAUCUGGGCUAUGCAGGUACUUUAGCGAUCGUAUGUGCCACGAGCCUUCUGACCAUCUCCGUGGGAUGUUGCCUAUUCGCCAACCGCCAUUGGAAAUAUCCGUUGUGGACGCAACACUUCCACCGCUGUGAACACAUCCGCGCUUUUAUUGUCCGCAAAGUGAGAAGCGAUUCGUGGAAAUGCCAUAAACUAACAACUGCCCUCCUUACGGUUGGGCUCAUGGUCUUCUCGGGGUUCUGUGCAGCUCUCACAUGUGUAUGCUUUUUCAUCUGGCUGGCACUGUGGGCACUCCCGGUUGUGUUAAUGUGUGGGGCUGCUGUCGGGUUGACCAUUCACGCGGUCGGAAGCGAGGCCGUGCUUCCCUGUUGUGUCCUCUCAGUAUGCAUUUUGUGUGUCCACUGUACCGGGCGAAUUUGGGGAUUGUGGAUGAAGGAGACCUAUUUCAGCCGGAUUAACAAUACAUUCAGGCGGAUGUGUGGUGCGCCGCUCGUCUUGGAAGCCUCAUCGGUCAAAUGUGCUCCUGUACCAGCGGUACAUCUUGAGAAUCUCCACCAACCCAAGACUCUGAAGGCACUGAGGGAAGAACGGAAGGACGCCACCAUCCCUAUCUUAAAUGUGAAAUUGUGUGUGUUCUUUGUCUGCUGCUUAGCGGUGUCGGCGGAUAUCGAUACAAUCCGAGAGGAAAUUCCAUUGGCCAAUGUAAGCGCUCGUGCUAAGGAUUUCUGGGACCGAUCCAUUUUCUUCGGUUACAAGCGCGACUGCUAUCCCAUUGGGUUAACGGGCCUACAACACUCGGAAGCCAUGCUAUCGUACUGGAUGGAUUUGGGAUAUCCGCGCUGGAACACCAGCCAGCCUGCCCUGCUGUCGCUGUACGAAUCCACAUUCUUCUCGGAUUUGUACAUUUUUCUCCGGGUGUGGAUCGUCUUGCUGUCCUACAUAGUUUGCGCACCGAUGCUGUACAUUAUCAUCCGUUUUAUUCGAUGGCUGCAUAAGCGCUGGCACGCCCGUCGGGUUCUUGACAGCGCCCCAGUACCUACGGAAGCCGAGGAAGAGCCAACCGAGCCACCACAUGACUUGGCAGCCGACGGUUGCCCUGCUGCGGCCGUUGAUGAUGAACAGUCUGGCCCUGACGAUACCAGCAGUUGUACACCCAUCGUCAUGGAAAACACGGUGGCCGAGCCAUCGGACAUCGCUCCCUGUAUGUGUCCAUUUUGGGUCAGUAUUGUGGCUUUCCUGGUGAUUACAAAUCGCCGAUAUCUGUGCUGGAGAGCCCUUCCCUAUCCGUUGGUGCAACUGUUCAUCCCGGAGCCGCUUCAACUGUGGGUGUUGCUUCUGCUGCUUACCACAUAUGGCGUAUGGAUCAUCUGGAAGUUUGCCGUGGAAGUCCACCAGAUUCGCCAGGAACGGCAGACGUUGAUCCCAUCAAGCGUCCACGAGAAACAGGGUUCUAUUCGCGUGUUCCCCCGCUUCCUCGAAUGAUGUCUGGGUAGCGAAAACCGAAAGCGAUUUGGUUAUGAUAUUUAUUACCGUUUUAGCUACAGAAAUUGGAAAACAUGAACGUCCGUGUCCAGAUUGCAUAACACACAAUUCAGGCAAUUUGAAGCGGUUGAAAUAACUAUGCCACUAGCCGUAGCCUCAAGCUGCCAUAUUACUCGUAUAUACUUUGAAAUUUCUCAUCAGUUUCGUUUUCGCUUUUCGGACUGGUUGGCACUGAUACUGAAGACAACACUUCGGGUAUUU